This is a messenger RNA of Helicoverpa armigera (cotton bollworm), 3702 nucleotides long. RefSeq names its product Vacuolar H[+] ATPase AC45 accessory subunit (gene VhaAC45). Lineage: Eukaryota; Metazoa; Arthropoda; Insecta; Lepidoptera; Noctuidae. The record is from RefSeq and is a predicted model, not a curated record. Bases 157 to 1350 code for a protein of 397 amino acids. The transcript is spliced from 3 exons.
ACUUAACCAUAGACAAGGCGUCAAAGUUAUCAUAUGAUCACUUUUCACAUGACCCAUGGUCAGUCGUCAUCGCCCUAACAUCGUCUUUUUAUGACAAAUUUGGGCUAAAAUACUAACUUUUAGUCCGUUUAACGUCCAAUACAAUAAGCCUUAAAUAUGGCGUUUUGCCGUGUGGUGUUCCCGUUAUUAGUUCUAAGUGUAAUUAGCUGUUAUGCAUCGAUUGUCCCAGUGUACCUAUGGACGGACUCUAUCAAGUCUCCAGUAAGAUCAGACCCGUUUACGCCUUUUUCCACGGACGAAUUCGCGGAGACCCUCAAGCAGAUACUAGUUGAAGACCCCCUAACCCUCGUAUUCAUCGAAGAAAACUUGUCUGUCGAAGAUUUUUCACUGAAAAAUGCCAAUGGUGAGACUUCUUUCCCGUACCUGCACGAUAAUAUUGAGGAAGCUAUUUACUUACCGACUGUUAAAGAUGCCUUAGAGGUGCUGAACAGGACGUCGUCUCCUUACAACUCUGAGAACAUCAUAUUAGGUGAAGAGGCUGAGCUGCUGUUGACUCCUGGCAAGAAUAACGCUGGUCGUUUCGUCUUCAUUCACUUGAAAGACGCGCGCGAGGGUGAAUCGAGGGCUGACCUUCUACGCCGCCAUGAUGCGUUCAUGCAGAAGGCUGUGGAGGAUAUGGCUGGAGACGUUCCCAUAGUUGGUAUCUACACCGCUAACUACCCGUCAUGGACCAUCCCGUCUUCCAAAUCCAGGGUCCGUCGUGCCAUCGAAGCUGGUAAUACCCGCAUGUACACUGUGGACGGUCUCCGUUUGGUCGCGAAGAGCAUCCACUUGUCCAGCGGUAAUGAUUCAAGGACCUUGGGAGAUGUGACCGCCCAGAGCUCUGUAUUGAAUGAUACGUAUGUGAACGCUACGCUCACUUUCGACAAUACUACCCUCGUGCUGAACUUCAACUCCAAGGCUGGUUACUGGUUCUUUGACACUGUAGUCCUGACCAUCGGCGAUCUGACUGACACUCUAUACCCUGACGAGGAGCUGUUCGCUAUCCUUGGCUUCUGCUACCGCUGUGCCCAACACGUCACCUUCUCCACCAGGAAUGAGACCAAGACUUACACUGUCAGCUUCGAAGAUCUGAAGGUUCAACCCUUCUUCGAGACCAACACAACCCAGGAGUUCGGAGACGCUUUCAACUGCGUGGGCUUCUUUUCAGCCCCCAUCUGGGCAGGUCUGUUCGUGGUCUUCAUACUCCUCGCUAUAACCUUCUACGGCAUCAUGAUGAUGCUGGACAUCAGAACCAUGGACCGCUUCGAUGAUCCCAAGGGAAAAACUAUUACUAUCAACGCUGAGUAAUUUUUUUUUGUUAAAUUUGAACUGCGGUGUUCUAGUAUCGGCUAAAAUCUGUAUUUAAAAAAUCAUAUUUUUUUGUUUUUAUUUUUUUGAAUGAAUCGUUUUUCUGUUUUUUUUUGGAUGUAUUUUUUUCUGUUUUUGAUACUUAAUUGCAUUUUUUUUUGUCAAUUUAGUCGAUUUUUCUCACUAAAUAGUAAGUUUACUGCCAAAACUGGAACACCGUGUUUAAAUUAAAAACAGACGUUUGAAAACGUCGCAACUGGUGCCGUAGAAAAGUUAUAGUUCGUCUUCUGAGCUCAAAUCGAUUCCAAAACUAUUUAUUAUUAUUAAUAGUACUUAGGGUCUCACCACAUUUGUCGACGCGGACUCGGCUAACUACGAAAACGCCUUUAUGUCUACGUAAUAAGAGUAUUACUAAUACCAUUCGCAUUGACUCUGCUUGAUUAAAUGUGGGUAGACCUUUAGUCGAUUAAACUAAGAAAAUGUUUUCGAUGUAUUUAAUACGAUUAGAACAACGGUGCCUCUACGCAUAGACAAUAGACAAAAGACUUACACGAUCAAUUCUAAAAAUUAGUCGACUAUUUUCAAAUCGACUAAAGCAUUCGACACUAAAUUUAAACUCGACUAAUUUUUAUUCGAUGUUGAAAACGCUACUAUAUACUCUUACCUCGUAUUUGCUUAUAUAAACAAAAUUGCUUAUGUAUACUAUAUUAUAAAAUAUGUAGAUAAAUAGUUUUAAGAUUGAGUACCGAUUAUGUGCCUACGAUACAAAGAAACUAAUAAAAAGUGGGUGAUGAUGAAUAUAUUUAUAAAUAAAUAAAUAGAUAAAACUUACUAAAAUAAUAUAUAUUGAGUUUUAUUAUAUUCCAAAAAUAAACUCUAUGGCCACACGGCAAAAAGGCCUUAUUACUAACUUAAAAAAAAAAACUCAAUAUGUAUUUUUUGUCUAUACAUAGCCUAAAUAGGAACCAUGGCCUUAAACUUUUAAAUGCAAUACAACUUCCAAUUUAAAAAAAAAAACAACGAUUUAAAAAUUCUGAUGUAUUAAACGCAUACAGCCUUACUUAUAAAAUAAUAAGUUAUACUUAAGAGAUGUUUAAGAAAAAAUCUUACUUAUAAACGUGGCUGAAAUAAAUCAUUUUCUUAGCAAUGUCUUAAAUGAGCUGUCAAAUUAAGUAGCCUCACACCCUUGUUUAACCCGCUAAUUAUCAAAAUGGCUGGAUUCUUACCAGCUGAUUUUUCAUUUCCGGUUUAUUGACAGCUCAACUUUUUAAUUUUAUAUUUUACGGAUGCCAUUGUUGCCAUUACACAACGUUUUGAUGACAAAUAUUUUUUUAAGCUACCAACAUUCCGGUAGUGUUGAGAAAUUAGUAUGUUUUUAUGUCAUUAUCUGUUCAUUACUUAAGACAUGCUUAAGCAACGUUUAUAGGUCAAAAUAAUUUAAUCACUACUUAAGGCUUUAAGUAGUAAUUACUUAAAACAAUGCUUAGAAGAUGAUUUGUUGAUUUUUAUAAGUAAGGCUGAUAGUAUUUAGUAUUUAAAAAUACUUAUCCUUGCGAAAGUCGAGUUCAUUAAUUGGAUCAAAUCCAUGGAGUACAAAAUGACUAGCGAAGAUGUCAUAACGGAAAAUCUCCUAAGAAAGUAGCGCGACAACAUGCGGGUGUUUGGGGGCCCAGGAACGCUACUAACGUCAUACGCCGUAAAACCCGCCCAUUUUCAAAACACAAAAAUGUUCGACAGAUUUGUCAAGGAACCCGAACGCCUCGUUAGUUCACUUGUAACUGAUCGUUUGGUCAUGACCACAGUAUUUGACCUAGAUGAACUACUAGUCUUAUGGCAUCUCCGUUUUGUCCUACCUCCGUGUGUAAAAGCGAUUCCCAAUUUCCUAUGUCUAUGUCAUUUCGCUUACAAGAGAUAGAAUCUUGACAAAUUCCUAUCUAUUGUAAGCAACUGAACAGAUGGUUUGAAUAUUGGGACUGGAUAUAAUAGGUAUAUAGUAAAAAUGAGUGUUUGGUAUUGGAAGUAAAAAGGAUCCCUCCAUAUAGUGCCAAGUGUGUGACGGUCCAUUCCAAGUUGGUAAAUAUAUAGAAAGUUAUAAAUAAAUUAUAUAAACAAAGUAUUUGUAAGUGUUGCAAACCUCUUUUUAAGUCAAUUUUCAAGUAUUUCAAUUUUGUGAUUGUAUGUUUUUAGUAAUUUGAGCGCAAUAUUACUAGAUAUGUUAGUUUGCAGAUUUUUGAUCCAUGGUUUUCUUAGCUCUAAGAGUAAUUACACAUUUUUUCUUUAAUUUCAUUUGUAAAUAGUUUUGUUUUCGGAAUUAUUUUAUUGUUGUUUGAAGUAUUAAAUCGUGAGACCUUU